AUGGCUGAUCAAGAAAUUAAGUACUUAAGAGUAACUGAGGGAGUCCCAAUCUCUAACGAGACUCGUCGAUUAAGAUGGAUUGAAGACGAUCAGCGGAUCAUAAAUGCUCAACGAAACCUUGACAGUAGAAGGUGGCCUAUGGACGACUUUCUCUUAAAUGCUCUAACACCUCGACAUCGACAUAUCCUAGAAGCUGAAACUUUAGAUAUACCAAAUGAUCAAGAUAAUUUUGAAUUACCUGAUGUGGCUGAUAUUCGUGUUCCGGAAAAUGCUUCACCAGAUUUAGAACCUGUUGAAAACGAUAUACGGCAUCCAAGAGGCCCGCCGCAAGGUUACAGGCGUCGACAAGGUAGAAGAAAUGCAGCAGUUGUACCACCACUCAAUGAGCUUCUUCAGGAAGUCAACAACGAAGAUGACGGUGGUGGUAGAAAUCAAAAUAUUCGUCAGCCACAAAUACAGAGAGCAAAUGUACCACUCAAUGACCUUCUUCAAAUUGAUAAUGACAAUGGACUUGUUAAUGAAGAUCACAAUCAAAUACAACCGCAAUACCAACGACGAGGAAGACAAGGCAGAGCACAUGGACGUCAACGAGGAGCAGUUAGAAUAGCACCUUACGUUCGGAACAACGCCGUCAACGUGGUAGAAGCUGAGAACAUUGGUCGUCAAGAAAUUGUACAGCCUUUGCCGGAAGAAAUUCCUGUCAUGGAAAUGGAAGAAAUUCUUGACAUCGAAAAUGAUCGAAUUUCACUGAAUUCAUUUGAAGAAGAUUGGGAAUCUGAUAAUUCCAGGACUCAAUCACCGCUGGCCGAAAGGGAAAAUAUAGUUCCAAGGGAACCCGAAGCGUAUGCGGCAACUUCAAGAUGACUUCCUUGUGUUGUCUGUCUCGGCAAUGAACGAGACAUGUUAUUACAACCCUGUGGCCAUGUCUCUAUGUGCGUGGGCUGCUCAAAUCAAAUGGUGCGCGAAAGGAUGAAUUUCUGUCCAGUUUGCCGAGAAAACGUCGUAUCACGGACUUACUUACGUUUUUCAUAAAC
Messenger RNA from Cotesia glomerata, 1034 nucleotides. RefSeq lists its product as uncharacterized. Bases 1 to 864 code for a protein of 287 amino acids. The transcript has 6 exons. The record is from RefSeq and is a predicted model, not a curated record. Lineage: Eukaryota; Metazoa; Arthropoda; Insecta; Hymenoptera; Braconidae.